UUCAUCGCAACUCCAAUUCAAACCGUAGUGACCCCGUUUCGCGACGCUCAGAGGCGCACCUGAACGGAUUUGCGAGAGGUGAAUGACUCAACCCAAAUCCGCAGCUCUGUACCGCUGAAUUCUCAUAGAGAGGAAGAGGUUUGUUGUAAGUUGUAACAUGGGAGGCGAUCGUAGCAGCAAAAGCAGUAAAUCGAAGAAGAAGCAUUUGGACGAGGCCAGUGGGUCUUCAUCUUCAUAUUCGAGCUCAGAAAGUGAUCGAAGUUCCGAGAAUAGGUCGAGUCGACACCGGCAUAAGAAGAAUUCGAGUAGGAGGGAGAAGGAGAAGCACGAGAGGGAAGAAAGGCGCUGGAAGAGAAGAGAAAGGAGGGAUAGGAAGGAAAGAAGGAAAGAGGAGAAACGGAGAUUGCGGAGAGAGGAACGAAAACGAGCUGCUGAGAGAGAUGAUUCAAGUUCGUCUGAGAGUGAUGAAUUGGAGCUCCCAGAGUCUGAGAAGUCUCCUGAGGUCGUUGUCCGAUACAUCCUGGAAAAAUUUCCUGAUGUUGCUGAUGACCUGAAACAGCUUUUACAAAUGAUUGAUAAUGGGCAAGCUGUUGAUACCAGGGGAGUUUCUAAUAGGUCCCUGGUUAAGCUCUUGAGAAAGCUAUUUUUGUCCUUAAGCCUUAAAGAGAAUAAUGUAGGAGUAUUCUUACUGCCUCCAACAGUUUGUCCUACUUUGGAGGUUGUUGGGCCUAUAAUCUCGUCAAGGACAGAUCAGCAGAUUUCUCAUUCUGGAUUGCAAGAUAAUACACAGUCUUCACGAUCACUACUGAAGGAUGACUCUCCUCCAAGAAGAAGGGUGAUUGGUCCUGAAAUGCCAUCUGCUGAGUUACUAGCUGCAGCAGCCAAAUUAACAGAGGCAGAGGCUGUGCUAAGGGAAGCUGAGCUAGAGGGUGAUGUCAGUGUAUUUAUAGGUCCUCCACCACCUGCUGUUGUUGUUGAAGCAGAAUCAGCAAAUGAGGCUGAGCGCUUUGAAGAGGUCACAAGAAUUAUGGCAGUUGAAGUUGAUUGCCCUUAUGAUGUGCUUGGAGUCAAUCGGAAUAUGCCGAUUGAUAAUAUUAAGAAAAGGUAUUGGAAGCUGUCUCUUAUGGUGCACCCAGACAAAUGUUCUCAUCCACAAGCCCAACAAGCAUUUGUCAUAUUGAACAGAGCUUUUAAAGAUCUACAAGAUCCAGAAAAGCGGAAAGCGAUGGAUGAGAAGAUUAGACUGAAGGAGGAGCAGGAGGAGUUAAUGGCUGAGUUAAAAGUACAACGUGAAGCUGCACAAUGGAGACGAUUACAAGGAAUAUCAAUGCGAGGUGAUGAUGAACUCUUGGAAGAGGUUAAGCUGCCCCAAAAGAGAGAUGAGUGGAUGACAACACUGCCUCCUGAAAGAAAGCCAGGGAUGACUAUGCAAUCGACAUCAUUUAGCAGGACUACCAAAGAAGGACGUGGUGAUACUAGCGUUUGGACAGAUGCUCCUUCUGACAGGGCACAAAAGGCGAAAAUGAAUUACUUAGAGGCUUAUAACGAGGCUUCAGCACUUUCUGCCAGUGAAGAGGUAAAGAAGAGAACUAGUUCAGAUGCCGACUUGGUAGACAAGUACAACCAGUCCAAGCGGUCCAAGUCUCUAGUACAAAAACACCAAGAAGAGUUAGCUAGUAGUCGUUCCAAAAAGAAGUCCAAGCAGCAGCAGCAAGAAAAAGAAGAGUGGGUAGGGAAACACCCAUGGAAGCCUUGGGAUCGUGAGAAUGACUUGACAGCUGGCAGACAGAAAGUCAAUUUGGACUCGGAGAACAUGGCACAGGGGUUGGCUUCUCGGUUUUCAUCUGGAGCAGUACAAAGGAAUUUCUUAUAGGGGAUGCAGAAGAAAAUAAUUAAAACAGGCUCAGAAUGAGACGUUUCCCAGACUUAAGGUUUCUGCCCGUUACUUUCUGUUUAUCUAGUACACCUUUGUCUACGGAGCAGGCAAGAAAAAGGAAGAAAAUAGGAUAAAAAGAAGAUGGUGGAUGCAUAUCGGACAUUGUGCAAUUAAGAGAUGUAUUGGGAUACGCAUUGGAUAUGUAUGGAUAUGGAUGAAAAAUUAAGAUACACAUAAAUAUGAUAGAAAAUUAAAUAAAUCUUAAAAAUAUAUUACCAACUA
Molecule: messenger RNA, 2158 nt
Organism: Nelumbo nucifera (sacred lotus)
Lineage: Eukaryota; Viridiplantae; Streptophyta; Magnoliopsida; Proteales; Nelumbonaceae
Product: DNAJ heat shock N-terminal domain-containing protein
Source: RefSeq, a predicted model, not a curated record